CCAACCCAACUCCCUUUAUUCAUUUUCCAAAACCUGAGCAGCAGCAGAGGUGACAAUCGGCAGCCGCCGCUGUCAAAGAUGCAAAUCUUCAUGGAAAUCCUGAUGGGGAAGGCCAUCACCCUUGAGAUGGAGUCUUUUGACACCAUCGACAAUGUCAAGGCCAAAAUCCAAGACAAGGAGGGGCAUCCCCCCGAAACCAAUGGCGCCUCAUCUUCGUCGGCAAGCAGCUGGAAACGGCUGUACCCUAGCCAACUACAAUAGCCGAAAGGAGCCAGAAGGAGUCCACCAUCCACUUCUUCCUCCACCUCCGUGGUGAUGCAACACCAAACCCAAGAAAAAGAAGGUCAAGUUUACCAGAAGGCUGGCGGUGAUUGAGGGAACUCUGGACUAAAUGUGCAUUCAAUGCUGAAGGGGAUCGAUGUGCUGUCCACCAAUUCUCAACCAAUCAAAUGGACCGGCACAUUUUUGUGCAGAUGGCAAAUACAGAGCAAGCCAAUUUUAUAUGUAUCUGAUGAGCAAGAUGUCAAUUACAAAGUACCAACAGCAACUUAUGGAGAAACUGAGUUGGAAAUAACAGUCCAAUCUCAACAGCAACUUAUGGAGAAGCUUGUGAACCAGCAAAGUGAAAUGCAAGAUCUCCUUAAAUGUUUGAAAGCACAGCUGCAAGCCAACAAGCAAGACGAUGAAGGCACAUCUGAACAUACUGAUUGAUAUAUUGCUCAUUUUGGAGGUUUGGAAGAAGAUUAGCAGUACGGCUUACAUGUCGACUCAAAAACUAUGGUUAUAGUGCUAUCUUAAGUUUAGAAAAUGGUUUGGUAGCAUAGAAAAUGUUUUGGGACUUGGAAUUGUUUUUUAGUGCAGCCUUGACUUAUAUGCCAAAAUUUUCUCUACUGAAACUUAUCAAACUAUUUGUAGUG
Molecule: messenger RNA, 917 nt
Organism: Coffea arabica (coffee)
Lineage: Eukaryota; Viridiplantae; Streptophyta; Magnoliopsida; Gentianales; Rubiaceae
Source: RefSeq, a predicted model, not a curated record